Messenger RNA from Cyclopterus lumpus (lumpfish), 2093 nucleotides. Its product is annotated as C-type lectin domain family 4 member M-like. The record is from RefSeq and is a predicted model, not a curated record. Lineage: Eukaryota; Metazoa; Chordata; Actinopteri; Perciformes; Cyclopteridae.
AGGACAGCAGCGGUCUGUUUGUCUUUUUACCGUAAAUAAUGUGACGUCAUAAACGUCAGAGAGCAACUUCAUGCACGCCACAACACGACCGGAUAUCACACGCGGCUUUGCCUUCAGAAUAAAAGCCCACCGUUGAGCGUGCUGCUGUUAUGCCCUUUGUUCUUCGACAACGGGGAGUACAAACACAGUGGACACUGGUUGUCUGUGUUUUCAAUACACGCACUCUUUAAUUAACACAUUAUGCAAAUUAACUGCACCGUUUCCUAAAAAUAAUAACAACAAUCUGUUUUCUAUCUUCGCCAACAUAACGUUUCACGUUUUGAGAAGAAAUACGCUGGCGUGGUUGUUUCUUACAGUACUUUAUUUCUGUAGGUAAGUCCUUGUUUGUAACGUGUUAAUAAAUCCACUAAUUCUUUGGUCAUUUAUUCUGGUCAGAAGUCGCAGAUGUUUCCUUUCGGGGCUUUUAUUUUGAAACAAAGGCCCUGAACGCAUCUGGGAGCUGCUCCAGACGGACAGUUGAGACGGGGAGAGGAGCUUCACUGGGAGUUUAGUGUUCUCCGUUCACUCCACAUUGAAAGUGCAUUGUUAUUUUCUUUACUUUUACCAUCUAUACCUUUUGUUGUUGUUGUUGUUGUUGUUGUUGCUGCUGCUGCUGCUGCUGCUGUCGUCAUGUCGACCCCCGGGAGCUCCCUGGCCUGUGAGGGGAUGUACUCCAAACUGAUUGACGACGACGGCGCAUGUGAGGAUCCGAGCCGCGGACCAGAUGUGGGGCUCGGUGCUCACCCAGUCUCCCCAGUCCGAGUGACCCCCAGGCCGGGCGGCCCCGGGCCCUACCGCCUCGCCACCAUCUGCCUGGCGACGCUGUGCGCCGUCCUGCUGAUCUCCAUCAUCGCCGUCACCGCGCACUACAAGAACAAACCUCCGAGCGCAGGAGGAGCGACCUCGGCGAUGCAGAAGCAGGACGCGGCGGCCGUUUCGGAUCUCACCGCCGCCGUCAGCAAACUGCAGGAGGAGAAGAAACGUCUGCAGGAAGAGAAGAAACGUCUGCAGGAAGAGAAGGACGAGCUCCUGGCCAAACUGGAGCCCGCGAUAGCCACGAAAGCUCCCGAGGGGAUCAAACCCACGACGGCGGCCCCGAUCGUCUGCCCCGCGGACUGGCUUCUCUUCAACGGCAGCUGUUACUUCAUCUCCAGAACCACCAGGGAUUGGCCCGAGAGCCAGUCGUACUGCCAGAGCAAAGGAGGCCACCUGGCCAUCAUCCACACGCCGGAGGAGCAGACGUUUCUGUGGGAUCAUCUUCCCAGAGGCCACUGGAGAGCCUUCUGGUUUGGGCUCAGUGACGAGCACACAGAGGAUUGGAAAUGGGUGGAUGGCACCCCGCUGGUCGGAGGUUUUUGGGAGGUCGGCGAGCCCAACAACCACAUCGACGAGGACUGCGGCUACAUCGUGAAGACGCAGGUGUUGGAGCGAGUGGCGAUCCGGAGCUGGUACGACGCCCCCUGCUCCAUGUACUGGCCCUUCAUCUGUGAGAAGGAGAUGGUCGCCGGCGGCAGCACCGCCGUGCCGCACUGAGACUCGUGCACGAAAUGAAGCCAACGCGUGGUAUUUUGGGACUAGAAGUCUCAUUGAAAUGGGCUUAAUGGAGACAAUUCAAAGCAGUCGUAUACUCUGCAGCAAUAACUGCACUUUUAUUUUUAUUCGUGGCUUCUUCAUGCUGUUUUUAACCUUCAGAUCAUCCGUAUUUUCUUGGUUAUUGAUCAUAUGAUGAAUAUCAGCCAAAGACUUGUCCACAAUUUGAGGUGAAACAAAGAGCGAUAACAUCCUCAACGCAACGUGAAGAGGUCACGGUGCUGACGGUCUUGUAGUACCACUUGUCACCUUGAGAGGCGAUGGUGAGUCGCGUCCCGUCAGUCCAAUAUGGAGAAGUGGAGCUGCUCCGAGUGCGUUUUUUUAAACACGUUACUAAUCUUCUCGUGAGGCUUACUCGGUUUUAUUGUGUAACACCGGUUGUUUCUUUUUUUUCUUCUUCUUCUUUUUUUGAUGACUGUAAAUUGAAGACGCUGAAUGGUGAUUUCCCCCCCCCCCCCCCCGUC